This is a messenger RNA of Amoebophrya sp. A25, 337 nucleotides long. NCBI's taxonomy places the organism in Eukaryota, Dinophyceae, Syndiniales, Amoebophryaceae. The record is from the annotation of a GenBank genome assembly.
GCCACAACGGUUUCUUAUUGGCUACUAUGUUCUGUCCGUUCAUCUACUUCGGUGGCAUUGUAUGAAACCUCUGGCAGAAAGAACCUGCGACCAGAAGGGCAUGCCGUUAGCCGAAUGGGCACCCAGCCAAUUUGGCAGAACUGGCGCUAAGUUUAGCCGGAUAGUGCUACCCCUAGGCGCUCAGGAGGGGAAAGCAAUGGGCCCGGCGCAUGUUCUAUAACUAUAGUAUUUUGGCGCAUUCGUGUGGGAGGCCGUCAUUUUUGGACGGUGGCGGAAACAUCAAGAAUGAAGAGAAGAGAGCACAACAAAGCUUUACUUCCUUCUAGAUAAAUUAUUG